AUGAAUACCUCAAUUUCUCGUUUUGCCCUUGUGGCUGGUCUCCUGCUCGGCCAUGCAUCGGCCAGCAUCCCUGCAGUCAGCUCAUUGCCGGUUAGCAGCCAGGUUCAUGCCAUGACUGCAACUUGUGAGACACGAUUGGGAACCGCUUCUGUGAAGUCAGUACCAACUGUCACUCAUACUCACACAAUUCAUGACCGCCACCCUGUCGUCGUCUUCACAACCACCCUGGACACUAUCACGGUCACUCCUACCCAGUCCACACAGGUGGUCACGAACUAUGAAACCAGUACUGUGACAUCUACUGCUUCUACUGUUACUGACACUUUCUCAACGACCUCUACUUUCUACUAUACCUCUACCUUCAGUCGGCAAGACUUACCUUCGACCGCUACUGUGUUCCUUGCUGUCUCUACCACCUCUACCUCCACUUCUACUAUCCCCACCUCGUCCGGUUUCCUUCCCAUCGCAGACACUAUUCCUCCUACUCCUACUGUCUACAAGCGUUCUUUGCAAGAAGAGCAGGAACCGGAGUGUGCCCUCUGGGUCGAUGACUACCGGUAUGCUCAAGAAGUGGUAUGCCAUGAAAAGAAUGUAAUCACAAUGACCACUACCUCAACGGUCACUGGUUCUCCUGUGACUAUUACCGCUGCCACACCUAUUACAACGGUGACAGUGACCGACACCAUCACAAGUCGCUCAGUGGUCAUCCCCUCGGAUGUGUCCACCACCUUGAGCUACAGCACCACCAAAACCAUCACCGAAACUGUGGAGGUGCUCGCCAGUACAACAACCCUGACAAGUACUACUACUGUUGUUGGUGCAGUAGCUACAGCCACAUCUUACGCUGCUUGUGCUGCCAACAACAUCGCUGGCGCCCCUCUAUCUGCGGACUUCGGUUCUGACGAGGGUAAAUAUAUCUAUCUUAUAACUUUCUCUAAGAUUGCUGGUGAGAGAUUGUCUGUUGGCAACACCGCUUCUGUGUAUGAUUGCUGUGUGAGCUGUCAGGAGAGUGCCACUUGUGCCAUGUCCUACUACUGGCAUUCCUCCGUAGUGAGUUACUGCUAUCUGAUCUCUAGCACUCAGUGCUCAGUUACAGAUAACUACGCCACUGCCUCCUUGCAGGAUGCUGCGACCAACAUGCAAAUGUCGAACGGAAACUGUGGUCGUGUUGUUUCAUAG
This is a messenger RNA of Penicillium brevicompactum, 1179 nucleotides long. RefSeq lists its product as uncharacterized. The transcript has a single exon. NCBI's taxonomy places the organism in Eukaryota, Fungi, Ascomycota, Eurotiomycetes, Eurotiales, Aspergillaceae. Bases 1 to 1179 code for a protein of 392 amino acids. The record is from RefSeq and is a predicted model, not a curated record.